AUGUCAGAAUAUCAGUUCCUACAAGAUGCGACUCUGGAUACGGUCGUCCCUCAGGCCUCAAAUCUGAAUAUAGAGGAGCUACUAGGAUCUAUACAAGAAAGCUCUGGAGAUCUGGGUACAUGUCUGACUAAGAUUCAACAGCGACAGCUGCUAUUCUUUGAUGAACGCAUUACCCUUUAUCUGGUACUUUGUCUGUCAGAUUUUCCAAAAGACAGCUUAGAGUCUUGCAUCUCGAAUCUCAGUGUACACUUAGAGGUCUUCGCUAUUGAUGAGAGCAGCUCGGCCGAGCAAGGGGAAGAAGAGUCAAAUUCAAAGGACCUGAUAUACUCUCAUACUGUGGAUAACAAAGAUGACCCUUUUGUUGUUGUUAACGAAUCUGUUGGCGAUGGAGGGAGUGGAAAUAACGCAUAUGUGAUAUGGAAAUCAGAAGCUUUCCUCUACCGCCCUCGAGUACGCCUGAGGCACCCAUCUGUUGUGUUUACAGCGUCCGCCAACUUUAUCCCUCAGGGCUCACAGAAAUCAACCAUUGGCAAUGACGACCAAUACCUACCCGGCCUUACGCCAGCUUCCACAAAUAUUUUCCAGCCCCUCACCGCUGCCGUGGAGGACUUGGACCCAUAUCUUCCAGCGUCCCGAAUAUUACGGCUUGUUCCUUCUACCCAGCCCGAAGGAUUAGUAUACAAUGUGCAACAAACGUCAUAUAAUCCCAUUCGUAUCAUCCCGGCUGCCAGCGCCAGGAUUAGAUAUUCCCGCUCAGCUGCAGUAUCAAAAAAAUUAUCGACGACUGCUAGUCUCGACUUCGAAGCGACACCGUUCACUAGCUAUGAAGUUGUUUUAGAGGAAGCAGAGUUAUCUUUGGCUAAUGGAACCGUGGAGCUCCUGACCCAAGCCAUCGGUUUUUCACCCCCUAUCAGCUGCCCGGCUCGGGAUGAUAUAUCGUUGGUCUACAAGCUUGUAUCCUCCGAAAUGGCAGAUACGGCUACACCAGUGACAUCUACGCUCGAUAUUUCAUUAAAGGUCACAGUUCUAGUUUCUCAUGAGUGCCAGCCUAAAAUAUCAAUGCGUUGGAGGACCAGCGUUGACUUUUCUAGACCUACAAACCAGUCCUUAGGAGGCGUUAGUAAUAUGCUGCGUCGAAGCAUCGUGUCUCGUGGAAGCGACCAGUCAACACAAGAACCUUCUACACCACAAGUCACAUCUUAUUCCCCUACAAACCAUGGGGUAAAAAUAUCAUUCUUUGGUCCUUCCAGCGUCGAGGUUGGCAAACCAUUUGAUUGGGACAUUUUUAUUGUGAACACAUCAACAAAGGCAAGGAAAUUUGGGAUUGCUGCCGUCCCAUUUCGAAGACGUUCAGACACACGAGCACAUGUCCCCAGACCUUCAUCUACGUCCUCCAUAACGAGAACCGAUGAAGUUGCCGAGGCUAUCGUUGACGAGAACAUUGUCUAUGCAAUGCAACAAAAUGCGGCCCCUCAUGAAACUGAUCUUAUAUGCCUUAGCACUGAUUCGAAAAUAGGACCUCUUCUUCCCGGCACAUGUCAUUCUACGAGACUAAGACUUCUACCUUUGUCCCCGGGGCUUCUACACCUGGAGGUCGUGAAACUCGUCGAUUUGGGGUCUAAUGAAACCAUGGAGAUCAGAGAUUUACCUGAUAUAGUAGCGUACACAAAGGCUGAUCUUUAA
Messenger RNA from Microsporum canis CBS 113480, 1683 nucleotides. RefSeq lists its product as hypothetical. NCBI's taxonomy places the organism in Eukaryota, Fungi, Ascomycota, Eurotiomycetes, Onygenales, Arthrodermataceae. The record is from RefSeq and is a predicted model, not a curated record. The transcript is spliced from 4 exons. Gene Ontology annotation, biological process: intra-Golgi vesicle-mediated transport. Bases 1 to 1683 code for a protein of 560 amino acids. Gene Ontology annotation, cellular component: trans-Golgi network; TRAPPII protein complex.